This is a messenger RNA of Microdochium trichocladiopsis, 1239 nucleotides long. Its product is annotated as PAPA-1-like conserved region-domain-containing protein. The record is from RefSeq and is a predicted model, not a curated record. The coding region runs from base 1 to 1239 and encodes 412 amino acids. The transcript has 4 exons. Gene Ontology annotation, cellular component: Ino80 complex. Gene Ontology annotation, biological process: chromatin remodeling. Lineage: Eukaryota; Fungi; Ascomycota; Sordariomycetes; Xylariales; Microdochiaceae.
AUGGCGACUCGCCCCCGCCGCGUCGCGGCCCAAAAAGCAAACACGGCAAUCACUGACAUGGUCGACAGCGAAAACGCCGUGAGCAGGUCAACUGACAGUAUAGUCAUGUCUGCCCGCCCCUCACGCCGCUCAGACGCCCGGUCACCACCAGACAGGUCGCGUGGAGCCAAUGGCGGUGGUCGCAGCAGCGGCAUCUCCAGCCGGGCACUCGGCCGAGAACACUUUGUCGGGGGCGAGAUCCUCGAGGGCAAGCGGAACCGGUCGCAGAGGAAGAGCUACCGAGUGGACUCUAGCGACGACGAGGAUGCCGUUGGCGAGGACGACUUGGACGCCGAGGGCGAGGAGGAGGAAGACGACGACGACAUGAUGGAUGCCGACGGUGAGAUCGUCGUGGACGCGGACAUGGAUGUCGACGCCGAGGGCGAGGAAGAUGACGAGCUCGAUGCCGAGGGCGAAGACGACAUGGAAGUUGACCCGACCCCGCCCCCAAGGCAGACCGUCAAGGUUGCCAGGCCGGCCAAUGCACGGCACAGCGUCCCUGGCAAGGGGAGGGAGACAGCCAGGGCUUCCACCACCAAAGCGGCGGCACGGCAGGAUGAGAGCGACGAUGAGGAACUCAGCGACCUUGACAGUGAUGCGGAUGAAAUCCAGGACACAGUCAACGUCGGCGGCGGAGAAGAAGAGGACGAGGAAGAAGAAGAGGACGAAGAGGAUGACGACAACGAGGGUGCAGGCGCCGGCGAGGAAGAUGAGGAGGAGGAGGAAGAGCCUCAGGAGAUGGACAGCGACGACGAGGGAAGCGAAGGAGGCUCGCCGGAUCUCGACAAGAUGACGAAGCGCCAACGCGCCCGGUUUGCAGAUGACGAGGAUGGUUCGCUGAUGAAGCUAUCUGAUGAGGUGCAAGCAAAGAAGGUCUUCACUGCGGAAGAGUUGUCCAUGCGACGGGCUGAGAUGGCUCGUCGGAGGAGGAACCUCAGCGAAAAGCGAAAUGAGGAAGUCAAGAUGGAAACGAUCCACAAGCUGCUGCACAAGCAGGCGCCCAAGACCAACCGCAAGCAGUUGCUGGCCGAGGACCAGGCUCAGGAGGAAGAGAGGGCCAACCCGAUCUUUGUCAGAUGGGUCAACAACAAGUCCGGCAGCAUUGUGGCCGUGCCAGACGAGAUGCUCGCCGCACCGCCAGGCAGGGUGUUUGUGCCCGGGGGUCUCAAAAGUGGGAAGAUGGUCGAGGAGGUGUCUUAG